UAGUGGUCCGACAGGCAUGACGGUGAAGAGAAACUGGGUCACCGAUUGAAAAUCGUUUAUGUCACACUUAUGUGUGUUGCUAUUACAUAUUACCAGCGGCGUUCAAUGGAUGGAUUAGUCCCUCUGGAUCUUUUAUGUAGACAGGCCCCAGCUGCUUAAGGAUCUGAUCAUACGAGGGGAGACCACUUCAAAGUGGAUGAAACUAGGUCAGGCUGAAUCAAACCAGACUCAGACCAGAUCACAACAGAGCAGACCAGACUGAUUCAGACGAUACCAGGCUCGUCCAGGAAGCCUGUUCCAGUUUCCUGUCCAGUUGAGGGCUCCAGAGUGGAUGGAAGGAGAUGAUUUUAACACACAGGCUGUGAUGAACAUCUGUGAUGACCUGAUGGCAGACCAAAGGAUGGACAUCUCGUCUACAAUGACCGACUUCAUGUCCCCCAGCUCCACUGACCUCAUCUCCAGUUCCAUCAGCACGCCUGGCAUGGACUACACCCGCAAAAGGAAAGGCAGCACCACCGACUACCAAAUUGAUGGCUUCUCAUUUGACGACAUGGACCCAGAUAAAGAUAAACUGGGCAGUGACCAACAGGGCAGGAUUAAGAAUGCCAGAGAGGCUCAUAGCCAGAUCGAGAAACGUCGCAGAGACAAGAUGAACAGCUUCAUAGACGAGCUGGCGUCACUGGUGCCCACCUGCAAUGCCAUGUCCCGCAAGCUGGAUAAACUGACAGUCCUCCGGAUGGCUGUCCAACACAUGAAGACGCUCAGAGGUGCAGCCAACCCGUACACAGAGGCAAACUACAAGCCUUCCUUCCUCUCAGAUGAUGAACUGAAGCACUUGAUACUAAGGGCUGCUGACGGCUUCCUGUUUGUGGUCGGAUGCGAUCGUGGCAAGAUCCUGUUCGUUUCUGAAUCCGUGUACAAGAUUCUCAACUACAGCCAGAAUGACCUGAUAGGUCAGAGCCUGUUUGACUACCUUCACCCCAAGGACAUCGCCAAGGUCAAAGAGCAGCUGUCGUCCUCUGAUACAGCCCCACGAGAGAGACUCAUCGAUGCUAAAACUGGUCUUCCUGUGAAGACGGACAUCACCCCCGGUCCUUCUAGACUCUGUUCUGGAGCCAGGCGGUCAUUUUUCUGCAGGAUGAAGUGCAACAGGCCGUCUGUCAAAGUAGAAGAUAAAGACUUUCCCUCCACCUGCUCUAAGAAAAAAGCGGACCGUAAGAGCUUCUGCACUAUCCACAGCACGGGCUACUUGAAGAGCUGGCCACCUACCAAGAUGGGUCUCGACGAAGACAAUGAACCCGACAACGAGGGCUGCAACCUGAGCUGCCUGGUGGCCAUCGGCCGCCUGCACCCCCACAUCGUCCCCCAGCCCAGCCUGGCAGACAUCAGGGUGAAGCCGACAGAGUACGUCUCCCGGCACGCCAUCGACGGCAAGUUCGUCUUCGUCGACCAGAGGUGAGAGGCAAAAGAGCGUAAAGGAACUUCCUUCUACGAGUAUUUCCACCAGGACGACAUCAGCCACCUGGCAGAAUGUCAUAGACAAGUGCUACAGAUGAGGGAGAAGAUCAACACCAACUGUUACAAGUUCAAGAUCAAAGAUGGCUCCUUCAUCACGUUAAGAAGCAGAUGGUUCAGCUUUAUGAACCCCUGGACCAAGGAGGUGGAGUACAUCGUGUCUACCAACACUGUGGUGUCGUGUCCUAUGAUGGAGGGAUCAGAUUACCCUCAGUCUGCUGCCUCUCCACAGAGUAUGGACAGCGUCCUGACCUCAGAGGGUGGGGGGAGGCGGGCGCUGCAGACGGUGCCUGGUAUCCCCGGCGGCACAAGAGCGGGAGCUGGGAAGAUUGGACGCAUGAUUGCUGAGGAAGUGAUGGAGAUCCAGAGGAUUCGAGGCUCCUCCCCCUCCAGCUGUGGCUCCAGCCCUCUGAAUAUUACCAGCACACCUCCACCCGACACCUGCUCCCCAGGGGGCAAGAAGAUUCAGAACGGAGGGACGCCCGAGCUGCCCAGCACGGGGAUGCUUCCUGGACCCGACUCUGUUGGCUACCCCUACUCCAACCAGUCCAUCAUGAGUGACAACUCCCACCUGAGCAUAGACAUCAUGGACGAGCCCGGUUCCAGCAGCCCCAGCAACGACGAGGCCGCCAUGGCUGUCAUUAUGUCCCUGCUGGAGGCGGACGCUGGCCUCGGGGGGCCCGUCGACUUCAGCGACCUACCCUGGCCGUUGUGAGGAAGCUGGGAGGGACGAGCCGGAGCUGCUGACGCGGGGUCGACGUCUGGUUGCCACGUUUUCCAACCUGUGUGCAUGACGGCGCCGCAAAAAUGUCCAUCUUAACAAAAAAAAGGAAGAAAAAAACGCUCUGUAGAUACAGAGGAGAUCCUCUCUCUUUAGGUGUCCAUCAGACUGGAUGGCCGUUAGGUUUCACCCCCAAGUUUUUGGUUCGUCAUUCCCUGCAGGUGGAGCUGAGGUCCUGUUAAGAUGCUAAUUUUUCCAGUGCUGGUUUUCUAACGUUGCCACGGUGAGAAGCCAUUUCUCUAACAACGGCGGUGCUGACAUGUCGAUGCUCCUUCACUCUCUACCCCAUCAACCCAAAUUAACAGAAGCCCCCUCCCACCCUCUCUGAGGUUUCCCUGUAGGAUACUGUACAAGCACGGGGACGUGAACACACAACAGAAGAUACUCAGAGGACCUUUAUUCCCAAAACUCCACUACCAGGUGUAUCUCACGUAUUUAAAUUCUUCCUUCUCUUUUGUAAAGACUGAAUUGUUUUGGAAGGCACCGCCCAGCUGCUGUUUCCAGAGUUUACGCAAACUUUUAC
This is a messenger RNA of Neolamprologus brichardi, 2819 nucleotides long. NCBI's taxonomy places the organism in Eukaryota, Metazoa, Chordata, Actinopteri, Cichliformes, Cichlidae. The record is from RefSeq and is a predicted model, not a curated record.